AUGGCGGACCAGAUGGCGUUUCUCCUCUUUGGAGACCAGUCCCUCGACACACAUGGUUUCCUAGCCGACUUUUACAGACGAGGAAACCCGAGCAUCCUAUCGAAAGAAUUCCUUCGUCUGGCCGGCGAUGCUUUAAGAGACGAGAUAGAUCGGCUCCCUCGAGGAGAACGACGGUUCAUCCCAAUAUUCCGAACCUUGCAACAACUUAACGAGAGAUACCAUGCCCAAACAAUCAAGUUCCCUGGGAUUGACAGUGCUUUACUAUGUGUAGCACAGUUGGCACAUUACAUCGACCGUUCCGAAAAAGAGUACGAAGAUGUUACGAGCCACAGGAACACAAAACUUUCAGGGCUUUGCACUGGCCUCUUCGCCGCAACGGCCAUUGCCUCGAGUUAUUCACUUUCUACACUCAUCCCAAUUGCCGUUCAGGUCGUCUUGAUGGCAUUCAGGACAGGGUCACACGUAGCUUCGUUAGCAGAAAGACUUAGCCCAUCGACUGAGAAGUCAGAGAGUUGGACGUACGUUCUCCCUGCUGCUAAAGAGGCAGAAGCGAAAUCCAUACUAGCAGAAUUUCAUAAAUCGGAGGGAAUAUCACAUGCUGCACAAGCUUAUGUCAGCGCCGUCUCCGCGAACAACAUCGCGAUAUCUGGUCCGCCAGCAACAUUACAGUCUCUAUUCAGGAAGGAUGUCUUCGAAUCGAGGCCUACAGCUAUUCCAGUGUAUGGUCCUUACCAUGCGUCACAUUUACACGGGUUAGUAGACAUAAGGAAGAUGCUUCGACUUGAUGACGAGGCUGUUACGGAAGCUUUAGCGGGAUCUAAACCUCGAAGCGUUGUUAUGUCCUGUGUCACCGGCGCUCCAUUCCCCGAGACGGACACCAAAUCACUUCUCACAGCUGUGGUUCACGAAAUUCUUAAUGAACCCUUGAUUUUCCAUAAGACUCUGAGCGGAAACGCCAACGAGGCAAGGGGAUUUAAUGGAUCUCGAGUUUUAGUGAUCCCAUAUGGCCCAACGCAGGCUGCGAGUACGUUAGCUGGCGUUUUACGGUCGCAAACAAAAUCAGAAGUUAUACUUAGACCGCCUCCGCAAGUUUCUCGCGAGACAACGGCGACCUCAAUUGGGAACCAUGGAUCUUCGGGUCACUGUAAGCUGGCGAUCGUCGGCAUGGCUGGUCGUUUUCCAGAUUCAGCUAGCCACGAAGCGCUCUGGGAAUUGCUCGAAAAGGGUAUAGAUGCUCAUCGCGUCGUCCCAGCCGAUCGAUUCCCCGUCGAAACUCACGUCGACCCGACCGGGAAGGCGAUAAACACAAGCCACACGCCAUAUGGCAACUGGAUUGAAAACCCAGGUUACUUCGACCCGCGGUUUUUCAACAUGUCGCCUCGUGAGGCUCUUCAGACGGAUCCGAUGCAGCGUAUGGCGUUGACGACUGCUUAUGAAGCUCUCGAGAUGUCAGGGUAUGUACCCAACAGGACACCGUCCACACGAUUAGACCGGAUCGGUACCUUUUACGGUCAGACCUCCGAUGACUGGCGUGAAAUCAACGCCGCCCAAGAGGUCGACACGUAUUACAUUACGGGUGGCGUCCGAGCGUUUGGACCGGGUAGGAUCAACUACCACUUCGGUUUCAGCGGUCCUAGUUUGAACAUAGACACAGCUUGUUCAUCUAGUGCUGCGGCGCUUCAAGUUGCCUGCACAGCCUUAAGGUCGAAGGAGUGCGACACAGCUAUCGUUGGUGGGCUGUCUUGCAUGACGAAUUCAGAUAUUUUCUCAGGUUUAAGCCGUGGGCAGUUCCUUUCAAAAGAGCACAAUUGUAACACUUUCGACAAUGAUGCGGAUGGGUAUUGCCGAGCCGACGCAUGUGCCUCUGUAAUUGUUAAGCGACUCGACGAUGCCGUGGCGGACAAGGACAAUAUCCUCGCAGUCAUUCUCGGUUCUCAGACGAACCAUUCCGCAGAUGCAAUUUCCAUCACUCACCCUCAUGGUCCCACCCAAUCCAUACUGUCUUCAUCUAUUCUGGAUGAGGCCGGUGUAGACCCACUAGAUGUGGACUACGUCGAGAUGCACGGCACAGGUACUCAAGCUGGUGAUGGCACAGAAAUGGUCUCUGUCACUGAUGUCUUUGCUCCUGCCAACCGACACCGACCUGUAGAUAGGCCUCUGUACCUCGGCGCCGUUAAAGCUAAUAUUGGACACGGCGAAGCUGCUUCUGGUGUUACUGCUCUCAUUAAGGUCUUGAUGAUGCUUAAGAAGAAUGCCAUCCCUCCCCACAUCGGCAUCAAGAAAGAGAUCAAUAAGACCUUCCCGGAGGAUCUUGGCGAGCGUGGUGUCAAUAUUGCUUUCCACAAGACACCCUUCACCAGGAGGGAUGGAAAGCCCAGGCGAGUGUUCGUCAACAACUUCAGUGCCGCCGGUGGAAACACUGGUCUCCUACUUGAAGAUGGACCUCGCUACAAGACCGCCACUGUUGAUCCCCGAAGUCAACACGUUGUCACUGUGACUGCUAAGUCGAAGUCUGCCAUGAUAAGGAAUGCUGAGAACCUUGUUAAGUGGAUGGAGGAGAAUCCCUCCACAUCUGUUUCCCACGUCGCGUACACCACCACUGCUAGAAAGAUUCAGCAUUACUGGCGCAUGAAUGUCACCGCCUCCAGUUUAGUCGAGGCCCAAGAAGCUAUCAAGGAGCGCCUUAAGUCCAACUUCGUACCCGUUUCUCCUGAACAACCCAAGGUCGCUUUCCUCUUCACCGGCCAAGGUUCCCACUACGCUGGCCUCGGCCGCGACCUCUAUGCACACUACUCGAUCUUCCGUCAAGCCAUCAACGAAUACAACCAGCUCGCCCUUAUUCAUGGCUUCCCCCCGUUCCUAUCUCUUAUUGAUGGAAGUGAGACUGAGGUGCAAAAAUUGUCUCCUGUUGUCGUCCAACUUGGACUCGCGUCUUUUGAGAUGGCCCUUGCUAAACUUUGGAUUUCGUGGGGUAUUCAACCCAGUGCUGUUCUGGGUCAUAGUCUCGGCGAGUACGCUGCUCUCCACGUAGCAGGCGUCCUAUCUGCGAGUGACACCAUCUACCUUGUUGGUGCACGCGCUCAGCUUCUCGUAAAGAAAUGUACUGCGGGUACUCAUUCAAUGUUAGCAGUGCAAGGUUCCGUUGAGACUGUUACAGAGGCCCUUGGUCGCAACAAUAGAACUGCCAAUAUCGCUUGCAUCAACGGCCCGAGAGAGACGGUCUUGAGUGGUACUUCAACGGAAAUAUCCGAGAUUGCUGAACAACUUGGCAACGCCGGUUUCAAGUGCACUCAGCUUAAGGUGCCUUUCGCCUUCCACUCUCAACAAGUAGAGCCGAUAUUGGAUGAUUUCGAGAAGCUUGCGCGCUCUGUUCACUUCGAACAACCCAAGAUUCCGGUGAUUUCUCCUCUGCAUGGCAAGCUUCUUGACGGCGAACCCAUCAACCCUGCUUACCUCCGCAACCAUGCUCGGGAAGCUGUCGAUUUCCUCGGCGGUCUUGUUUCCGCUCAGCAAGCUGGCGUUAUCGAUGAGAAGACUGUGUGGCUCGAAGUUGGACCUCACCCUGUAUGUGCUAACAUGGUUAAGGCGGCCUUUGGCGCAAGCACAAUUGCUGUCCCAACCUUACGUCGCAACGAGGCUACCUACAAAACCCUCAGCGCGACUCUAUGCACAUUCCACUCCGCUGGAUUGAAUAUCGACUGGAAUGAAUUCCACAGGGACUUUGACGCAUCAGUUCGACUCUUGGACCUACCUUCUUAUUCUUUUGAUUUGAAGAAUUAUUGGUUGCAGUACACGGGUGAUUGGUCAUUGACCAAGAACCGAGGCGCUUUGGCCGCCCCCACCAAGGCAAUUGAACCUAGCAGGCCAACAUUAUCCACUACUUCCGUCCAAAGAGUUACCAAGGAAGAGUUCAAGGGUGACAUCGCCAUUCUUGAAACCGAAUCUGACUUGGCUGAAGAAAAUCUUCGAAAGAUCUGUUUGGGACAUCGUUGCAAUGGCACCACUCUUACUCCGUCAACGCUAUAUGCUGAUAUGGCUGAGACAAUUUGCGAGUAUGCCUACAAGAUUCUGCGCCCUGAGACCGAAGACAUCGGCAUGAACGUCGCCAAUUUAGAGGCUAUGAAAACUCUUAUCUUUGACGCCAAGGCGAAGAGCCAGAUUUUGCGCAUGAACGUUAAGGUUAAUGCUGCCGAGAAGGUUGCCGACAUUUCGUGGACAACUGGUGAAGGGGCCCAGAAAGCCGAACAUGCUGUUUGCCAAGUAUUCUUCGGCGACAAGCAGCAAUGGCUUGACGAGUUCGAGCGCGUCGAUUAUCUUAUCAAAGGACGUAUUGAUGCUCUUAACGCCGCUGAGAAGCGCGGUGAAGCGUCAAAGGUCAGCCGAGGUAUUGCUUACAAGCUUUUCACAGCUUUGGUCGAUUACUCCCCACAAUACCAAGGCAUGGAGUCCGUCAUUCUUGACAGCAAGACUUGUGAAGCAACCGCAAAGGUUGUUUUCCAAACUACACCAGAGGAUGGUGUUUUCCGCACCGCUCCAUACUGGAUAGAUUCUUGCUGCCACAUAUCUGGCUUUAUCGUCAACGGUACCGAUGCUGUCGAUUCUCGUGAGCAGGUUUACAUUUCUCAUGGAUGGGGCAGCAUUAGGUUCGCUGAACGCCUCAGCGCUUCAAAGACCUAUACUUCCUACGUCCGUAUGCAAAACGUCAAGGGUACUAAGAUGAUGGCUGGCGACGCGUAUAUUUUCGACGGUGACAGGCUCAUUGGUGUUGGUGGUGAUAUCCGCUUCCAAGCCAUCCCCCGAAAGGUCCUCAACAUCGUUCUCCCUCCUCAGGGUGCUGCCGCCGCUGGUGCUGCUCGUCCUACUCCUGCUGCUCAGCCUGCUGCUGCUAAGGCGCCUGUCAAGGAGAAGAAGCAGGUUACUACUUCCAACCUCCCCGCCGUCAAUAAGAAGCUCUCCCAAACCUCCGUUGUCUCCCAAGUUAUGGAUAUCGUGUCCAAGGAGACUGGUGUUAGUCACGACGAACUUGCGGAUAACAUUGCUUUCGCCGACCUUGGCGUCGACUCGUUGAUGGGUCUUACUAUCAGCGGUCGCCUUCGUGAAGAACUUGAGCUCAACAUUGAUUCACAUGCAUUCAACGACCAUGCUAGCAUUGGCGCCUUCAAGAAGUUCCUUGCUCAAUUCGAGACCGCCACAACAAACGUCGUGUCAGAGUCGAGCGGCUCAAGCGGCAGCUCUGACAGCGACGAUGAUAUCGAAUCGGACUCUGAAGUCACUACUCCUGGUGAGAGUGACAAGGGUUCGGUCAAGGGCGAUGCAUCGGCUGAUUCUGGAAGCAACAGCGAGCUUCAGCAACUUGUUCGUGAGACUAUUUGCACUGAGAUGGGUGUUGAAGUUGAGGAAGUCAUCGCUGCUCCUGAUUUGGCUGCGCUUGGUAUGGACUCGCUUAUGAGCUUGUCGAUCAUGGGUAUUCUACGUGAGAAGACUGGCCUUAACAUUCCCUCCGACUUGUUGGGCCACAACCCCUCUCUUAAGGAUAUCGAGCGAGCCCUGGGCAUCGAGGACAAGCCCAAACGUGCCGCACCUGCUUCAAAGCCUGUCCAGAAAGCGCCUAAGACUAAGGCUGAUACAAAGUCUUCGACUAAGGUUGAUACCACCGCCGUGGCUAAGGCUGCUUCUGCCGGCGAUGCUUACCCCCACCGAAAGGCAACGUCCGUGCUCCUCCAGGGUAACCACCGCACGGCCACUAAGCAACUCUUCAUGAUCCCCGACGGUAGUGGUAGCGCUACAUCCUACACAGAAAUCUCCGAGCUCGGCUCAGACGUUGCUGUCUGGGGCAUGUUCUCCCCUUUCAUGAAGACUCCCGAAGAGUACAAGUGCGGCGUGUAUGGUAUGGCCACCAAGUUCAUUGAGGAAAUGAAACGUCGCCAGCCACAGGGUCCCUAUGCUGUUUCCGGUUGGUCCGCCGGUGGUGUAAUCGCUUACGAGAUCGUCAACCAACUCACUAAGGCCGGCGAGGAAGUCUCUCACCUCCUUAUUAUCGAUGCACCCUGCCCCAUCACCAUCGAGCCAUUGCCUGCUGGCCUCCACGCCUGGUUUGCCGAGAUUGGACUCCUCGGUGAGGGUGACGGCCCUGAAGCUAAGAAGAUCCCAUCCUGGCUUCUUCCUCAUUUCGCUGCAUCAGUCACUGCCUUGUCCAAUUACACUGCCGAGCCGAUCCCCAAGGAUAAGUGCCCCAAGGUCACAACCAUCUGGUGUGAAGACGGCGUUUGCAAGUUGCCCACAGACCCACGACCUGACCCUUACCCCACCGGCCAUGCCCUCUUCCUCCUUGACAACCGCACGGACUUUGGCCCUAACCGCUGGGACGAAUACCUUGACCCCGAGAAAAUGACUUUCCGUCACUUGCCCGGCAACCACUUCUCCAUGAUGCAUGGCGACCUUGCGAAGCAAUUGGGCGGCUUUUUGAAGGAAGGUAUCCACUCUUAA
Messenger RNA from Hypoxylon trugodes, 6486 nucleotides. RefSeq names its product polyketide synthase. NCBI's taxonomy places the organism in Eukaryota, Fungi, Ascomycota, Sordariomycetes, Xylariales, Hypoxylaceae. Gene Ontology annotation, biological process: secondary metabolite biosynthetic process; fatty acid biosynthetic process. Gene Ontology annotation, molecular function: 3-oxoacyl-[acyl-carrier-protein] synthase activity; phosphopantetheine binding; fatty acid synthase activity. The transcript is spliced from 3 exons. Bases 1 to 6486 code for a protein of 2161 amino acids. The record is from RefSeq and is a predicted model, not a curated record.